This is a messenger RNA of Spizellomyces punctatus DAOM BR117, 1913 nucleotides long. RefSeq lists its product as uncharacterized. Gene Ontology annotation, cellular component: membrane. The transcript is spliced from 18 exons. The record is from RefSeq and is a predicted model, not a curated record. Bases 22 to 1782 code for a protein of 586 amino acids. Gene Ontology annotation, biological process: protein localization to membrane. Lineage: Eukaryota; Fungi; Chytridiomycota; Chytridiomycetes; Spizellomycetales; Spizellomycetaceae.
CGUUGCAGCAUCUCACAGAAGAUGAUGCGCAAAGCCAGGUUGCUAGUAGCUAUAGUCCUGCUCUCAAUAGCAGCGGGGGCACAUGCGGAUGAGCAUUCACACAAGUAUGAAAAAGGGGAAGAGGUUGUCGUCUGGAUGAACACAGUUGGUCCAUAUGACAACUUACAAGAAACAUAUGAAUUUCUUUUCUUGCCUUUCUGUCUGGGCUCAACCGAAAUCCACCAUCAUCAUGAAACACUGGGCGAGGCGCUACUUGGAGUUCAGCUAGUGAACUCUGGACUAGAUAUCAAGUUUCGAGAGAACAACAACAAAGGGAAGAUGUGCACUAGGAAGCUGAAUGCGGAUGAUGUGCGGCUUUUCCGACACGCCAUUCUUAAUAAAUAUUGGUAUCAAAUGUUUCUGGACGAUUUGCCUGCAUGGGAUUACGUAGGGACAAUUGAGGGAGAAAACAUGUAUUUGUUUACGCACAAAAGCUUUAGAAUAGCAUACAACGACGAUAAGAUCAUUGAGUACAAUAUGACCAGCAGCAAAAAGUUCCCCUUGCCCGCAAAAACCGACACAUCCACCGAAUUGACGGUGCCGUUUACCUACUCUGUUGAAUUUAUCCCAACCACACAAUCGUUUGCAACACGCUUCAAUAGAUAUCUUGAUCAGGAUUUCUUUGAACACAAGAUUCAUUGGUUUUCCAUCUUCAACUCAUUUAUGAUGGUUAUCUUCUUGUCCGGAUUGGUCAGCAUCAUUCUACUCCGCACUCUGCGACGCGACUACGCGCGGUAUGACAGAGAGGAAGGGCUCUUAGAUCUUGACCGCGACUUGGGUGAUGAGUAUGGAUGGAAACUCGUUCAUGGAGAUGUCUUCCGCGCCCCAACCCGGCUUGCGCUACUUUCGGCCUUUAUCGGAACAGGUGUACAACUCUGCGUUCUUUCCAUCUGCGUGAUCCUGUAUACCAUUCUUGGCGAUCUAUACCUGGAGCGCGCAACGAUGUUGACAGCUACCAUAUUUAUUUAUGCCUUGACGUCCAUGUUGAGCGGAUAUUCAAGCGGGUCGUUUUACAACAAAUAUGGAGGGAAGAAUUGGGUGAGCACGAUGUUAAUGACAGCGACGCUGUGGCCUGGAACAGUGUCACUUGUUGCGUUUAUCGUCAACUUCGCGGCCAUCUCAAUCACCUCAUCUCGAGCUAUCCCAUUUGGCACAAUGAUGGCGAUCUUGGCAAUAUGGUUGUUCUUAAUCUUUCCCUUGACGUUAGUCGGCUACGUUAUCGGCCGAAACUUUAGAAAAGCACCAGACUUCCCGUGCCGCGUAAAUCCUAUACCCCGCCCAAUUCCGGAUAAGUUAUGGUACGCGGAGCCCCCUGUACUGGUGGCGUUGGCAGGAUUGUUCCCAUUUGGUUCCAUCUUCAUCGAAAUUUACUUUGUGUUCCAGUCAUUCUGGUCGAUCAAGAUAUACUAUGUAUACGGAUUUAUGCUGCUGGUUUUCGUCAUGUUGAUCGUUGUUACAGCAUGUGUUUCGAUCGUGUCAACAUAUCUACUGUUGAAUUCGGAGGAUCACCGGUGGCAUUGGACGUCCUUUAUGUCAAGCGGGUUUUCGGCUGUGUACGUGUUUUUAUAUUCCAUUUACUAUUUCGUUUACAGGACCAAGAUGUACGGAUAUUUCCAAACCUCGUGGUACUUUGGCUAUACUGGCCUAGUCUGCUUUGGUCUUCUCAUCUUGCUGGGUACCGUUGGACAUUUAGCGGCUGAGAGAUUCAUCCGUCGCAUCUACAGAAAUGUGAAGAUCGACUGAAACUCGGAUACCGACGUCUCGUCGUUGUUUGUUCAUGGUAUAUCUCUUGUCAAGGGAUUGAAAUAUAUGCUUGCAUAGUUCGUUUUUGUAUUUUCGAUGAAUUAUAUUAUGUGUUGAUCAAAAGCAUUGGC